Molecule: messenger RNA, 2458 nt
Organism: Cercocebus atys (sooty mangabey)
Lineage: Eukaryota; Metazoa; Chordata; Mammalia; Primates; Cercopithecidae
Gene: FOXL2NB
Product: FOXL2 neighbor
Source: RefSeq, a predicted model, not a curated record
UCUCUGCGGGCUGGGCUGGGAGAUGACAAGGACCCCGGUGGGGUCCACUCGCACCCAGCCAAAGCCCAGGAAGCUCGGGCCCCAGCGAGAAGAGGCGCUCCAAGCCUCCUCGCGGCUUUCAGAACCCCCAGCCCUGGUGCAGAAGAGGAUGCCUGAUGCGUGCACCCUGGGAAGGGCUGGAAUCAGUCUCCCCAAGAUGUGCCUUCACAUGGGUCGGCAUUCGAAGGCUCAGAAAACAGGGCCGGGAAUCCUGCAACAGCGGCAGAAGCGGCCCUCGCCUCUGGCUCCCGGUGGCCCAGCUCUACUAGGGGAGCGUCGCGGCUGCUCUGAGGCAGGCAGCGCUUCGUUAGAACCGUUCAGCUCGUCCCGCGCCGACGCCAGCUGCCUGAACCAGGUCCCGCGGUCCCCUUUCCUAGCGGGACCCCGAAACACCCGUCGGUUUCCCACUCCUGAGGGGGAGAGAAUAGAGCCUGCUGCAACUCUCUGCUUGUAGGGAUGGCCUCUGCAGUGCUUGGCCAGCAAAGGGACGCUUCAUUGUGUCUAUUAGUACAUCCCCAUACACUCCACUCCUCAACAACUGUCAGCACUCACGCCCUCCUGGCCCCUCACACCUCCCUUUGCACCCACACCUCAGGGACCCGGUGUCCCUCCACUUAGGUCACGUUACUCUAUCCACUUCUCUCUCUCUCUCUCUCUCUCUCUCUCUCUCUCUCUCUCUCUCUCUCUCGGUCAACUCCAGAUCCCCUCUAGUUCUCCUUCCCCGCCUACUUCUCUCACACUCACCAGCUACACAUACUAAUUCAGAUCCUGCACAUGUCGGUGGAAAACAUGUCAAGCCAAUGUGCAGACCCUAAGCUUUUUCCACACUCUGCUCACCUUCCCAUCUCACGGCACAGGAGGAUCUCUGGGCUCCAUGUUUACAAGCCUGACUCCCAGAAGCCUGUUGAUUCUCUGAUGUCCUUGGCCUGUGAUUGGGGUGACUGGGCUGCCACCUGGGUGUUUUCAUGGUGGGGUUGCUGCGCAGACCACAGAGAAACUCAGGUACUGAGCACAUUCCAGAUACACUUUAACAUGCACGGGCCACUCACACAGGCUUCAUCUCUGUCUCACAGCUCUGCUGAGCUUGCUGCAGCAGCAGACACCCACAUAGCACCAAGUCUGAAGUCAGUGGGUAUUAGUCUGCCUGGCUGGGAUUAGCAAAGUCAGUUAUGUGCUUGGGAGAGAACAGGGGAAUGGGGAGAGAGAGAGAUAUUGAGAAAGAGGAAAGAGAAGCGACCUCCUACUCUGGGAAGAACUCACACAUGAGAGCUGUUUCCUGUUGUUAAGUGUCUCAUUGAGCUCCCCUCUUUCUCCCCCAGGAAGGGCUGAGAGGCAGUAGACCAGAGCUCUGGCUCCUCUUUACCUUGCUGAUGUGGGGGUAGGAGUCCACCAACACUAUUUUGUCCCAAGGAGUAUGUGCCUCACCGUCAAUCAGGCAGAAUGCAAGGCAGUUGUAGGCCUUUUUCAUGGUGGAGGCCAACUGGGAAAAAGGCAGAAGGGGCUGGGUCCUGGGCCAAGUCAGGCCCUCCUCCCUCCAAAGACCCCUGGGAUGCUCUCAGAGCCGGAUUCUAGGGUGGUGGGAGCUGCUGACAAGCAUCCUCUGAUGUCCCUCAUGAUAUCUAUGGCCCAAAGCCAUUUUGUUCAGCUCUGAACAGUGAGUGCCUUGCCAGUAGGCCUCAGACUUGCUUGGGAACAUGAUGUGCUCUUAAAAGUUGCCUCGUUGUGGCUCUCCACACCCAGACUGUAAGCGCUAAUGGGCAGACUCUGCCCUCUGCUCCUCACUCAGUGCUUCCCACCAGGAUGGGCUUAGUACUUUUUAGUAGAAUUAGAAAACGGUUCCACUGGACAGAAUUGGGAAAUGCCACUUUCCUUAUAAUGAAGUUAGAAUUUCCAAGAAAGGGACUGUAGCUGAGGAAGAGUGGUUUGACCAUUGAGAGCCAGCUCAGGAUCUGAGAGUUCUCUGCCAUUUGGGGUUACUUGCUCAUUAUAGCUGCAUGACCAUGGUGCUGAACCUUAGGCAAGGACAAGGACACCUCCCUAGUCCCCAAUCAGGGUGAGGACCUGUCUGAAACAUUCAAACUAGACUUUACUGGAAACAGGUCUCUGCACUCAGGGCAACUGGCUUGCAAGGUAAGGCCUGCAGUCUCCAGCCCCAUGCUAACCCAUGAGGGGAUGCCAGAGAGAGCCCUUCCCCCUUGGUCCUCAUUCCUGGCUCAAUUUUUGCCCACAAAGUGGGCCCUGCCUAAAGACGAUAGGCAACUGCCAUGCAGGAAGGCAGUUUUAGAUGCCUAGCUGGCACAAAGUCCAGAGGAAGGGAGGGAGAAGGGCUGAGUUUUGUAUUACUGUUCUACCUUUGGAGAUUUUCCUCAUGCCAAGAUGGGUGUGUAUGUGUGUGUGUGUGUGUGUGUGUGUGUGUGUA